CUUCGCUGCCCUUCUCUCCCUCGUUCUCCUUCACCAUCGUCGUCGUCUUCUUCUUCUUCGAAGUGCGGCAAAGAUCGAUGGGUGAUGCAAGAAGCUUGGAGGCUAUCAAGGACGAGACCGUUGAUUUGGAGCGCAUCCCGAUCGAGGAGGUGUUCGAGCGGCUCAAAUGCACGAGGGAGGGGCUCAGCUCCGUGGAAGCUCAGAGCCGGCUCAAAAUCUUCGACCUCAACAAGCUCGAGGAGAAAAAGGAGAGCAAGAUCCUCAAAUUCUUGGGCUUCAUGUGGAACCCGCUUUCGUGGGUCAUGGAGAUGGCCGCCGUCAUGGCCAUCGCCCUGGCGAACGGCAACGGGGAGCCGCCGGACUGGCAGGACUUCGUCGGAAUCGUCAUGCUUCUUCUGAUUAACUCCACCAUCAGCUUCAUCGAGGAGAACAACGCGGGCAACGCCGCCGCCGCCCUCAUGAGUCAACUCGCCCCCAAAGCGAAGGCAAGCCCUCGUCUCGUCUCUUUCCCCAAAGCAAUCUACUUUGCGAUGAUCUUCGUCCGCAUCUCUUAUCAGGCGCUGAGGGACGGCCGGUGGCAGGAGGUGGAGGCUGAGAUUCUCGUGCCCGGCGACGUCAUCAGCAUCAAGCUCGGCGACAUCGUGCCCGCCGACGCCCGGCUCCUCGAGGGAGACCCCCUCCGGGUCGACCAAUCCGCAUUAACCGGGGAGUCGAUGCCGGUGAGCAAGCACCCGGGCGACGAGGUCUACUCCGGUUCCACGUGCAAGCAGGGGGAGAUCGAGGCCGUCGUCAUCUCCACCGGCGUCCGCACCUUCUUCGGCAAGGCGGCACACCUCGUCGACAUCACCAACGAGGUGGGGCACUUUCAGAAGGUGCUCACCGCCAUUGGCAACUUCUGCAUCUGCUCCAUCGCCUCGGGCAUUCUCGUCGAAGUCAUCGUCAUGUAUCCGAUCCAGCGCCGCCGCUACAGGGACGGCAUCAACAACCUGCUGGUCCUCCUGAUCGGGGGCAUCCCGAUCGCCAUGCCCACGGUGCUGUCGGUGACCAUGGCCAUCGGCUCUCACCGGCUAUCCCAGCAGGGCGCCAUCACCAAGCGGAUGACCGCCAUCGAGGAGAUGGCGGGCAUGGACGUCUUGUGCAGCGACAAGACCGGGACGCUCACUCUCAACAGUCUCACCGUCGACAAGAACCUGAUUAAGUUAUUCAUGGAGGCCGUAAACAAGAACAAGGUCGUCCUUCUCGCCGCAAGAGCCUCGCGCAUUGAGAACCAGGACGCCAUCGACGCCGCCAUGGUCAAGAUGCUCUCUGACCCGAAGGAGGCCAGAGAAGGAAUAAAAGAAGUACACUUUCUCCCGUUCAAUCCCGUCGACAAGAGAACUGCCCUUACCUACAUUGACAACGCCGAUGGAAAGUGGUAUCGUGUGAGCAAAGGGGCACCGGAGCAGAUUCUUAACCUGUGCGACUGCAACGAGGAAUUCCGCAAAAGCGUUCACGCUGCGAUCAAUCGAUUUGCUGAACGAGGACUUCGCUCACUGGCUGUCGCCACACAGGAGAUCCCAGAGAAGUCCAAGGAGGCUGCUGGAGAUCCUUGGCAAUUUGUCGCAUUGAUGCCUCUGUUUGAUCCUCCACGCCAUGACAGUGCCGAGACCAUACGCAAGGCCCUGGACCUCGGCGUCAACGUGAAGAUGAUAACCGGCGACCAGCUUGCCAUCGCAAAGGAAACGGGUCGAAGACUCGGGAUGGGAACGAAUAUGUAUCCUGCCUCUGCCUUGUUCCAUCAGAAUAGGGAUGCCUCGAUUCCUGAGUUUUCUGAAGAUGAUUUAAUCGAGAAGGCUGAUGGAUUCGCCGGAGUCUUUCCUGAACACAAGUAUGAAAUCGUGAGGAAGUUGAAGGAGAGGAAGCACAUAUGCGGAAUGACAGGCGACGGGGUAAACGACGCUCCGGCUCUGAAGAAAGCGGACAUUGGAAUAGCCGUCGACGGUGCUACGGAUGCUGCUAGAAGCGCCGCUGACAUUGUCCUAACUCAGCCCGGGCUCAGCGUCAUCAUCAGUGCCGUUCUCACUAGCAGAUCUAUUUUCCAGAGGAUGAAAAACUAUACGAUUUACGCUGUCUCCAUAACCAUUCGCAUCGUUCUCGGCUUUAUGUUUAUUGCCUUGAUCUGGAAGUUCGACUUCUCACCCUUCAUGAUUUUAAUCAUCGCCGUCCUCAAUGAUGGCACGAUCAUGACGAUCUCCAAGGACCGUGUGAGGCCAUCCCCAAUGCCUGAUAGCUGGAAAUUGAAAGAGAUAUUUGCUACCGGCUCUGUUUUCGGCAGUUACUUGGCUUUGAUGACUCUUAUUUUCUUCUGGGCCAUGAGAGACACCGACUUCUUCUCGGAUCAUUUCAAAGUUCGAUCAUUGAGAAACAAUGAUGAGGAGAUGAUGUCCGCUUUAUACCUUCAAGUAAGUAUAAUUAGCCAAGCUCUUAUAUUUGUCACGCGUGCACGCAGUUGGUGCUUUGCCGAACUGCCUGGGCUUCUCUUAGUCUCUGCCUUUGUUGGUGCUCAACUGGUUGCGACUGUCAUAGCUGUUUACGCGAACUGGGGAUUUGCAAGGAUAAAAGGAAUCGGGUGGGGUUGGACCGGCGUCAUCUGGCUUUACAGUCUCGUUUCUUUCCUCCCUCUUGACUUGUUCAAGUUUUUUAUCCGCUACGUUCUUAGCGGAAAGGCUUGGAAUAACCUCCUCGAGAAGAAGAUUGCUUUCACGAGCAAGAAGGACUACGGCAGGGAAGAGAGAGAAGCUCGAUGGGCGAUGGCACAGAGAACACUGCACGGGCUUCAUACGCUUGAUCUGCCCGACAGAAGCAGUUACAAAGAACUCACUGAAAUGGCCGAGCAAGCCAAGAGGCGAGCUGAAGUUGCGAGGUUUCGCGAGAUGCAAACCCUCAAGGGACACGUUGAAUCAGUGUUCCAGCUGAAAGGGGUCGACGUUAACACGGUUCAACAGCAUCACACAGUAUGAGUGAUGUAGCUUGUUCUACUUUAUAAUUUCCAAUUGAUAUUUGUCAUUUUUAGUGUCUUGCAACGUCGAUCUCGACUCGUUGCAACCUCCUUUGUUACAAGGUGAAUAUUUA
Molecule: messenger RNA, 3111 nt
Organism: Zingiber officinale
Lineage: Eukaryota; Viridiplantae; Streptophyta; Magnoliopsida; Zingiberales; Zingiberaceae
Product: plasma membrane ATPase-like
Exons: 14
Coding region: 78-2999 (973 amino acids)
Biological process (GO): proton export across plasma membrane; regulation of intracellular pH
Cellular component (GO): plasma membrane
Molecular function (GO): ATP hydrolysis activity; P-type proton-exporting transporter activity; ATP binding
Source: RefSeq, a predicted model, not a curated record